Molecule: messenger RNA, 867 nt
Organism: Priceomyces carsonii
Lineage: Eukaryota; Fungi; Ascomycota; Pichiomycetes; Serinales; Debaryomycetaceae
Gene: ARG11
Product: Arg11p
Exons: 1
Coding region: 1-867 (288 amino acids)
Biological process (GO): mitochondrial L-ornithine transmembrane transport
Cellular component (GO): mitochondrion
Molecular function (GO): L-ornithine transmembrane transporter activity
Source: RefSeq, a predicted model, not a curated record
AUGGGAAAUGACAUACACCCCGUAAGAGAAGUUACUUACGGUGCUAUAUCAGGUGUUAUGGGUAAAUUGAUAGAGUUUCCUUUUGAUACCAUAAAAGUGAGGUUGCAAUCAUCAUCAAAUUUUUCAGAUCUCUCUACUUGGCAAACCAUAAAGCGGACCUACUCUAAUGAAGGGAUAGUAAAUGGUUUCUACAGAGGUUUGAAAGCACCCUUACUUGGAGCCUGCUUAGAAAACGCAGUGCUAUUCUUCUCAUAUAACUAUGCAACUGCUUUACAAUUGAGAAUGAAACAUCAGUCUAGUCCCGACUCGUUGUCGUUAGCGUCUAAGUGCUUGAGUGGUGGAUUUUCAGGAUUCAUGGCAUCUUUUGUCUUGACCCCUGUAGAAUUGGUUAAAUGCAAUUUGCAAGUUGCUAAUCUUAGUGUCAAAGAAACACACUCUUAUGGAUCAGUGGUUAAGCAGAUUGUUAAUAAUCAUGGAAUUGCAGGUUUAUGGAAAGGGCUUUCGAGUACUUUACUAAGAGAAGUUGGAGGAACAGCAAUUUGGUUCGGCACUUAUGAAUUUCUGAUAGGCCAGUUCAAGAAACGGAACCAAUUAAACGAUUGGACUCUAUUGGUAAGUGGAGCUCUCGCUGGUGUAUGUUUCAACUUCUCGACCUUCCCUUUUGAUACUAUAAAAUCAAAUAUUCAAACUAAUCAUGUCUUGAAAAAAAAUCACAGUGGUUUUUGGAAGACUGCUGCUCACUUAAUGGCUAAGAAGGGUGGUGCAAUUAAUUUCUACAAUGGUCUAAGUAUAACGUUGAUAAGAGCCAUUCCGGCAAACGCAUUGAUUUUUUAUUCGUAUGAACUAUUAAAACGAAACUUUAAGUAA